Messenger RNA from Chanos chanos (milkfish), 2649 nucleotides. Its product is annotated as probable E3 ubiquitin-protein ligase HERC3. The transcript has 20 exons. Gene Ontology annotation, biological process: ubiquitin-dependent protein catabolic process; protein ubiquitination. Gene Ontology annotation, cellular component: cytoplasm. Lineage: Eukaryota; Metazoa; Chordata; Actinopteri; Gonorynchiformes; Chanidae. The record is from RefSeq and is a predicted model, not a curated record. Gene Ontology annotation, molecular function: ubiquitin protein ligase activity. Bases 1 to 2649 code for a protein of 882 amino acids.
AUGUCUACUGCUCAGACGAUGCUGAUGUACUAUUGGGGCGCGGAUGCAAGACCGGGCUUCGGUUUGGUUAAACAUGGCAGCCUACAAACCACAAAUACAGGAAUCCACCUUGUGUGCUCCAAAUCUAAAAUUCAGAAUGUGGCAGUUGGGAAGAAACUGGUCGGCUUUAUACGCGGCGACGGAACUGUUUCUGUCAUCAGAUGCCAGGGUGACGGACUCGCUCUGGCAGGGAGACUAAAGCACUUGGACUUGAAAAAAGACAAGAUAAAAGCCCUCAGCUGUCAAGAGUCUCAAGCCGUCCUUGUUUCUUACGACGGUAAAGUCCUGUGUGUAGAUGAACUAAAUGUCCCCAGAUCUCAGCUGCGUGACAAACAGGUGACUCAGGUCGCAUGUGGAGACCACCAUUCAGUAGUGCUUACACAUGAUGGUCAGUUGUUUACAUGGGGUCAGAACUCCAGUGGUCAGCUGGGCUUGGGGAAGGAUGAGCCCAGCACUCAGUCUCCAAAGCUCCUCAGUUCUCUGUCAGGGAUCCCCUUGGUUCAGAUCAGUGCUGGAGGAGACCACAGCUUUGCCCUGUCUCUCUCUGGAGCUGUUUUUGGCUGGGGGAAAAACAACGCCGGACAGCUGGCCCUCGGAGACAACACAGACAGGGAUGUUCCCGUCAAUGUGAGCAGCUUGAACUUAAAGAAAAUCAUCUUCAUCUCCUGUGGGGAGGAGCACACAGCCACUCUGACAAAGGGAGGUUUGGUGUUCACAUUUGGAUCAGGUUCUUAUGGACAGCUUGGACAUAACUCACUCAGAGAUGAACUUCGACCUCAAAUUGUGGCUGAACUCUGGGGUUCAAAAGUGUCUCAAAUAGCCUGUGGAAGGCACCACACAUUAGCAUUCGUCAGAUCAUCACAGAAAAUUUACUCUUUUGGAUGUGGAGAGCAAGGACAGCUGGGAAACGGUCAGAAAACCAACCAGUGUGUGCCUCUACCCGUUCACCUGUCAACAGAGCACAAUCAAAAUGGGUCAGUUGAGAGAAUUCGUGCUGGAGGGAACCAUUCCUUUGCCCUGUGCCAGCAAAUGGGAUCUGAAAAAGGAUUAACCAAUCCCAAAGCCUCCUCAAAUAGUCAUAUAGUGACACUAGAUGACAAGAUGAUUGACAGGUGGAUUUCUGAAUGUGACUCUAAGGCAUGGAAAAGCAUCCGAUGGGAAAUAAAAAAAAUCUUCUCAUCGGCAGCAUGUGUUAAUGGGAGUUUUAUUGAGACAAGUUGUGACAAACACUUCCAGUCAUCAGUGGAGUAUUAUGGUCUGGAUCUGUCCUUGGCACGUCUUGCGUUUGAGAAGUUGGCUAAAAAGGAGAAGGUCUUAUCUGAGGUCAAAAAGGUGGUUGAACACAAGCUGCUUCCUUCUCUGAAUCCUCGUCCUGCUGGAGUGGAGGCUCUGAGAGUUUACCUCAUCUUACCUGAACUCCUGAGGGUUCUACACGAACAUUAUCUUGGGACUGACCUCACUGUGGCACUGGCCUCAGCCAUUCUCAGCCUGAAACCUGAUUGGCUGAAGGUCCUGGGUCACUACUGGUCCAGACUCCCUGACGUCUUCCUGGAAAACCUAGUUAAGACAUUUCACCUCCAGUCUCAUAACUUUCUUUUGGACAUGACUAUGAGUGGUCAUCUCAGAUGGUCAAGCUCUCUGGAGAAAACUCUGAAGGUUCUGCAGAAAGUGUAUGAGGUGGUAUUUGAUGGGGAACCUGGAAUUGAUUGGAGGGCUUUGUCACUGGAAUUCUUCACUCUCCUUGCUAAGGAUAUCUUGACUGCACAACCCAAGAUAGCGGAAAUCUCUGAAGAUUCCGGUUUUGCCUGGUUCACUUCAGAUGACUGUGGCACUACAGAUGAAGUCUACUUGUUUGGCGUUCUCUGUGGGAUGGCCUUGUACAAUAACUGUUUGAUGAACUUUGGCUUUCCUUUGGCACUUUUCAAAAUGCUCCUGGGUCAGAAGCCAACUCUGCAAGACCUGGAGGAGCCAUUUCCCAUUGAAGCCAGGACUUUAAAUGUGUUACUUGAGGAAGAUGAAGAGGGUGUGACAGAGCUCUACUUGAAUUUCACUGUCAGAGGCCAUGAGGUUAUUCCAAAUGGAGCUCAGAUCCCAGUAACCAAGGUCAACAGGCAAGAGUAUGUGGACCUUUACAUUGACUUUGUUUUUCACAAGUCAGUGAAGCAGCAGUUUGAAGACUUUUCAAGAGGCUUUUCUCAGGGUUGUCCCAUUGACACAUGGAAAGUGUUUCUUCCAGAGGAGCUCAUGGCUGUUCUCUAUGGCAACACUGAGUACAAGUGGGAGCUACUGAAGGAGAAUGUAGCCUAUGAAGGUUUUAUACCGACUGAGGAGGUUAUCCAGAAUUUUUGGAAAGUCUUCUUUGAGCUUACGAAAGACCAAAAGAAGCUGUUUAUGAAAUUCAUCUUUGGAACGUAUCUGCUGCCAGUAGGAGGCCUGUCCAAAAGGCAAUUGAGGAUUUCCAAGUGGGUUCUCCCUGACCCAGAUGAACAUCACCCUAAGGGUGAAUGUUGCUUUGGGAGAUUACGUCUUCCUAACUACAGUAACAUCAGAAGUUUACAUGACAAACUUAUCAAUGCUAUUACCCACUGCAAUGAAUUUGGAAUGGAGUAA